AGGAGUGAGAUACAACAUCUGUUUAAGCUUAUUGAGGAUGCAGGAUAUGUGUAUUGGAGUAGAAAAAAGGAUGACUCGGAAGUGGUGAGAGAGAUAUUUUGGGCACAUCCUGAUUCAGUUAAGUUGUUGAAUAUAUUUCCGAUUGUGUUAGUUAUGGAUAACACCUACAAGACAAACAAAUAUAGACAACCUUUGUUUGAAAUUGUUGGCAUGACAUCGACCGAGUUGACUUUUGCUGUUGGAUUUGCGUAUAUGGAGUCUGAGCAAACAGAGAAUUUUUGCUGGGUAUUGGAGAAAUUAAAAGAGUUGUUUGUGAAGAAAGACAUGUGUCCACAAGUGAUUUUGACAGAUAGAGAUCUUGCUUUGAUGAAAGCAAUUGAAGUUGUGUUUCCCAGCUCGAUUAAUUUGCUAUGUAGAUUUCACAUUAACAAAAACGUUGGUGCCAAAUGCAAACAACAUGUGGUGAAUGACCUGCAAAAGACGAUAGACACAUUAUGGAUGGAAGUUGUCUGGGCUAGUGAUGAGGUUGAGUAUGGUCAGCGGUUGCAUCAACUUGAGCAAGCAUGUGUUGAUUAUAGUGGAUUUAUUAAUUAUGUGAAAGACACAUGGUUGACUCCACAUAGGCAUAGAUUUGUUGGAGCAUGGAUUAAUCGAGUGCUACAUUUGGGUAACACAACGACUAAUCGGGUUGAAUCUGCUCAUUGGAAGUUAAAGCAGAUGUUAGGAAACAGUAUAGGUGACAUGGUCAAAUGCAAUAUUCCUCAAUCUUUGAGUAAUUUGAGAAAUUUAGAGUGGUUGGAUCUCUCAAAGAACCAAUUGAUAGGUCAAACUCCUACAACUUUGACAAGUUUGACUUUUCUCUCUAUCUUAAACCUUUCAGAAAACCACCUAGAAGGAACCAUACCUACAGGUAAACAAUUUUAUACAUUUGGAAAUGGUUCAUAUGAAGGAAAUACAAUGUUGUGUGGAAUCCCAUUAUCUAAAUCAUGUAAAAAUGAUGAAGAUCAACCACAACAUUCACCAUCAAAAGAUGAACAAGAGGAAUCAGGAUUUGGAUGGAAAGCAGUAGCAACAGGAUAUGUCUUUGGGGCAAUAUUUGGGUUGCUAUUUGGAUACAAUGUAUUUUUCUUCGAGAAACCUCAAUGGCUUAACAUAAGAUUGAAGAGAAGAUGCAACAGAGAAAAUCGAAGAAGAAUGAAUUAA
Molecule: messenger RNA, 1203 nt
Organism: Lathyrus oleraceus (garden pea)
Lineage: Eukaryota; Viridiplantae; Streptophyta; Magnoliopsida; Fabales; Fabaceae
Product: receptor-like protein 36
Exons: 3
Coding region: 154-1203 (349 amino acids)
Molecular function (GO): protein binding
Source: RefSeq, a predicted model, not a curated record